This is a messenger RNA of Aspergillus neoniger CBS 115656, 6516 nucleotides long. Its product is annotated as p450-domain-containing protein. The record is from RefSeq and is a predicted model, not a curated record. The transcript has 22 exons. Gene Ontology annotation, biological process: mRNA processing; protection from non-homologous end joining at telomere; interstrand cross-link repair. Lineage: Eukaryota; Fungi; Ascomycota; Eurotiomycetes; Eurotiales; Aspergillaceae. Gene Ontology annotation, molecular function: RNA binding; 5'-3' DNA exonuclease activity; damaged DNA binding. Bases 1 to 6516 code for a protein of 2171 amino acids.
AUGACGGACGUAUACCGUCCCGCAACGGGCAGAUGCCCACCCCUGCGACAGGUGCGAGGAACGAGGCUUGAUACGAUAGUAGAGGACGCGCGCGAGGCGCAUUAUGCAGACUCUACAAAGCCUGUUGCAUCCAGUGCCAAGCAGACAACACCAAAGGCACCGCAACCUCCACAGCCACCACAGCUGAAGCUCAAGACCAGCGGGCUUUCAUCAGUGUCUCGACUGCCUCGAUUCUUCUCGCCAAUAUCCGCAGGCUCCGUCUCCUCUUGCUCAGACACUGAAUGGCAGCGUCAGAUGCAGCCGUUUGAAGACCUGUACGAUGCAACGGAUGACGAUUCGGACAUCAGUGAUGAAUGCACUUCCUUCGCUAGCACCCGACCAACAAGCUUGGUGACACCCACGACGCGUACUUCGGUUUUUUCUCCGGUCUCCCGCAGCCGGUACCCUAGUCUCACGAUACCGUCGUCCACAAUGUGGCCAUCACUGCAUGGUGCUGCAAAGAGCUCUCCGAUUCCGCCAACCCCGCCGCCAAAGAUUCCUGUCUCCCCAGCUGCCCUGUCAAUGCUCGCCCAUUCUGUGCCGGCCGUGCAUGCCCCGCCGUCCUUGGACGGAAGUGUCUCCUCUGAUCAGGUGUCAAACAUCAGUGCUCCAGCAACUCCAGACCUGCAAUCCCUCCCAGACAAUGACUGGACUGCACAAGACGUGCAUGUUCGUCACGAACUAGAGGAUUCACAGGAUGAAGAUCUUGAGGCGGAGCCGGAUACCCAAAGCAUUCAGAUCGCUAUUGAGAGCGCCAACGAGGACUGGCGUCAGGUCCUAGGCAGGUUUCCACGGAUCCCGGGCGGCCAGUCGACCGCGUCGUCAAUUGACCUGGAUGCGGAGCCAACACUGAGGCACAUCUCCCUCGGUGGAACUCCAGAUCCCUGGUCGGAAACUUCUGAGUCCAACGAAGAGAUUGCCGACGAUGCCACUCCGGCGUCAGAACUCUCAGGGUAUAGUUUCAGCAGGCUGAGCAUACCCUCACCUGCACGUCACACAUGGUCUAUCCCCUGUGGAAAUAAACCGCCGACUUCUGCCACUGCCGAGGGCUUUUACAAGCUACCGUUCUGCCGGACCGAAGGGGAGGUAGUUGAGCAUGUCAUAGAGUACCCCGAACGGACGACAGAAGAACAGCUGACAGCCGUAAUUCCCGAGGAAAAGACGCCCAAAUUAUUCGAUCAAUUCGAUGAUCAAGCAUGUUCUGAGGAUGAUGCUAUGGACGAUGCUCUUCCGCCCAUCGGCCCGGACGAUCAGUACGAACGAGACGAGGACUAUGAGAGCGAACUAAAGCAAAAGGCAAUGUCGGCUCUCAAUGAGACCAAUCCCGUGAACAUGUUGGAUGAAGAGGCUUACAACGAGGAAUUAAGCCGGAAGCAGUCGGCGGUCCAGCAACAGUCCGGCAGUCGGGACACCUUUUCUCGUUUGCGUGGAAACUAUGAGAUCGCUCGUCCGGAACGUCCAGCUUAUAAAGGGCCCUUCUCAUUGGCGCCUCGCAACUCAACAAUGGACUCGGCUCUGGCAGAAAAGGCCCAGUUCUCCAUAGUUGAGAAGGAGCAGACCGUAUUGUCUCAAAUUCGUCAACCGAUCACGCGUAAACGAACUCCCCGUCAACUACGGAUCCUCGACCUCGGCGGACACGCCUCAUGCGAAUGGGCUUGGCAACUGGCUCACGAGUACCCUCAUGAAGUCAACCCAGGCAUCAAAGGACCUCCCAAUCACCGGCACCUUCCUGUAUCCCAACUGUGGAAACUGCCGUUCGCCGACAAUAAGUUCGAUAAAGGAUGCCCGUCUGGGGAGACUCAAGACCAGUAUGACCUUUGCCUGAAAGAAUGUCGACGCUGCCUCAAGCCAGGUGAAAUCACACGUGCUGGCCCGCAAGCAUCUGCCAGGUCAGCUGAAUUUGCGUCCGGCUUUCUCAGUCGCUUGCAGAAGAACUUUGCGGAUGUGAAGCGAGCCUGGAUGUUCCUACCUAUGGGUACUGAGCCGGUCAAGUCUGAACCGCCUAGAGAGACCCCCGAUCCGAGGGUGAAGAGUCUCAUUGAAGAAUGUGAAGCGGUGCAAGGCCCAGUCGGGAGCACGGCAGAUAUCGCCAGUGUUACGGGUGUGCUAGGUGGCUGGAUCUGGGAACAAUGGCUUGUAAAACUGCAAACAGAACUGGGAAUGGAUCAACAAGAUCUGCUGGCAGGCAUUGGAAGUGUCUUCUUCAAGACUCUUACCAACCAAACGGUGACCAUCGAACUCAAGAACGACAUUCGCAUCCGCGGCACUCUCAAAUCCGUCGACCAGUACCUGAACAUUAAGCUGGAUGAUGUCGACGUCCUGGAUCUGGAUAAAUACCCGCAUUUGUCGUCCGUGAAGAACAUGUUUAUCCGUGGCAGUGUGGUGCGUUUCUUCCAAAAGGCGGACGGACCGCCGAAGGCUACAUCUCGGCAGUCGCGGAUUACGCAAUUCGCGAAGAAAGCGGAGAAGAAUAAUACGACUGGCGAUGAGGGGUCCUCGGGGGUGAGGGGUGGCAAUGGGGCUGCUGGUGCUGGGGGGUUGUUUUUGGAGGAUGCGAAGAAGGUGGUGAAUUAUACGAGUGGUGGGGACUAUGUGAGGGAGAAGACACCCGAGGAUAUUUGGGAGGAAGAGGAGGAACGGUUUCAGGAAAAUGGGGGCAGUGUGAAGAAGAGGAGGGUUGAGGAGGGUAUCUCGCUGGAGGAAGAUAUUGAUAAUGGGAGUGGGGAGGAUAAGAAGAAGACGGAGAGCGAGAGUGGCACUGAAUCGAAGUCAACUCAGAAGCCGUCUCGGUCAGUCAGCGGGCCAUUCAUUGAUGAAUCGGACAGUGAGAGCGAGGAUCUGGAGCAGUUCAGGGAAUACGAGAAUGGGACUGAGAUUGAGGCCAGGGUAUCGGACAGGAAAGUAAACUCGGCAGACGAAACCCAGGCUCCCGCAGUCGAUGUCGACACACCACCGGUAAGAGAAGCCACGAGCCACGACGAUGAUGUUUACGCGGAUUUUGACGAUCUUGAAGAGGACGAGUUCCGAGGGGAAGAAGACUUUUUAGAUGCAUUCGACGAUGAUGAGGAUUUCAAAGGCGACAUUGGACUUGACGACAGCGGGAUUCCGGGUGAAGACUUUGGCUGUGAAGCGCCUGUGUGCCCUGUAUGUCAGGCUGUUUUGACAGGCUUGUCUGAGACGGAUGUCUCGGUACAUGUCAACGAUUGUCUUGAUGGGAAGCCUACGGAGUCGUUGAAACAUGAGCCACAGGCGGAGCCAGACCCGGACCCGGAGCCGGGACCGGAGUUGAAGUCGUCGAAAGGAAUGAGUCUUGCCGACCGGGCUGCUAUCGCGAGACCAGCGCAGCGUGACCCAUAUGCCACUGGCGUCGCAGGAACGAGGUCGGCCUUUUCGAAGCUCAUGGCCGGCAACGCGGAAGAUACAGCAUGGAAUGCAGCGGCGGCCAACGAGGUUGCGUCCCGUGGCAAACAAGCUUAUCAACGGACGUGUCCGUUCUACAAGAUCAUCCCUGGCUUCUCCCUCUGUGUGGAUGCGUUUCGAUACGGAGCCGUCGAGGGGUGCAACGCGUAUUUCCUCAGUCACUUCCACAGCGAUCAUUACAUCGGCCUUACGGGGUCCUGGCGCCAUGGACCAAUCUACUGCAGCAGGCCUACGGCCAAUUUGGUGUGCCAGCAAUUGAAAGUUGACCGGAAGUGGCUUGUACCACUUGAGUUCGAACAGAAGACGGAAAUCCCGGCGACGGGAGGAGCGCAAGUGACCUUGAUCGAAGCGAAUCAUUGUCCCGGGAGCGCCAUCUUUCUUUUCGAGAAAUCAAUGGGAUCCGGCCCCUCGCAGAGGACACACCGUGUCCUUCACUGUGGUGACUUUCGCGCCUCGCCACUGCAUGUGCAACAUGCCCUUCUCCGCCCGGAGAUCACUGAUCCUGCAACUGGCAAGGCUCGCCAGCAACGAAUCGACGCCUGCUAUCUCGACACUACCUAUCUGAGCCCUAAGUACGCAUUCCCAGGCCAAGAAGACGUCAUUGAAGCUUGCGCGGACCUCUGCGUUGAGCUCGACCAAGACGCCAAUGAUACCAACGGCCGAGCAUUCGGACGACCAGUCAAUGGGAAAAGCGGAAUGCUGAGCAAGUUUGUGACGGCUGUGACUGGAUCCCGCCCGUCUCCAACGCAAGGAAGCCGUCCUCCGGGGCGGUUAUUGGUGGUGAUUGGGACGUACAGCAUCGGCAAGGAACGCAUUUGUCUGGGGAUUGCGCGGGCAUUGAAGAGCAAAAUCUACGCAACGCCAGCUAAGCAGCGGGUCUGUGCGUGCCUCGAGGAUGCUGAGCUGUCAUCGCUGCUGACGGACGAUCCCACGGAGGCGCAGGUGCAUAUGCAGACGCUCUUUGAGAUCCGGGCGGAGACGCUGGCGGACUACCUGGACUCGAUGAAGCCGCACUUCACGCGGGUGGUGGGAUUUCGACCCACGGGGUGGACGUAUCGACCGCCAGCUGGAAGAAUGCUGGACAACCCACCGGUGUCGGUGGUGCUCAACUCGGCGCAUUGGAAGACGCCCUUCUCUGCGAAAGACCUGGUGCCACAGCGGGGGAGUACGCGGGAAAGUGCCUGCUUUGGAGUGCCGUACAGCGAGCACAGCUCAUUUCGGGAGUUGAGCAUGUUCUGCUGUGCACUCCGGAUCGGACGGGUGAUCCCCACGGUGAACGUGGGUAGCCGGAAAAGUCGGGAGCGCAUGAAGGCGUGGAUUGAGCGAUGGGAGGCGGAGAAACGGAAGAAUGGAUUGCGGAUCGGGGCAUGUUGCCUAACGGGGCAAGUCAGGAGUAGCACUCUUAUUCACUCGUUAUGCUUCCGGAACUCUCGCCUCCCCGAAGUCACGAGAUCAAUAAUUAGAAAGCAACCAUGGCCAUACCUUUCCCCCACAAAAACAACCAUGCUCGCCCUGCUCCUGUCACCCUACGGGGCCUAUCUGGGUCUAGCCUUGCUAGUCCUCUACUAUCUCCUUCCUUAUCUACAACGCUCUCACCUUCGCGAUAUCCCCGCCCCCGGUCUGGCCGCCUUCACCAAUUUCUGGGUGCUCCUGCAAACUCGUCGCGGUCACCGUUUUAUCGUCGUCGACAACGCUCACAAGAAAUAUGGAAAGCUCGUUCGCCUCGCCCCCCGUCAUACCUCCAUCGCCGAUGAUGGGGCCAUCCAGGCUGUCUACGGCCACGGAAAUGGUUUCCUGAAGUCUGACUUCUACGAUGCCUUCGUCUCCAUUCACCGUGGUCUCUUCAACACGCGCGACCGCGCGGAGCACACCCGCAAGCGCAAGACCGUCUCCCACACCUUCAGUAUGAAGUCCAUCGGCCAGUUCGAGCAGUACAUCCACGGCAACAUUGAGCUGUUCGUCAAGCAAUGGAACCGCAUGGCCGAUACCCAGCGCAACCCCAAGACCGGUUUCGCCAGUCUGGACGCCCUGAACUGGUUCAACUACCUGGCUUUCGACAUCAUCGGUGACCUGGCCUUCGGCGCUCCCUUCGGCAUGCUCGACAAGGGCAAGGAUUUCGCCGAGAUGCGCAAGACUCCCGACUCGCCCCCCUCCUACGUCCAAGCCGUCGAGGUCCUCAACCGCCGCGGUGAAGUCUCCGCCACCCUGGGUUGCUACCCGGCCCUGAAGCCCUUUGCCAAGUACAUCCCCGACAGUUUCUUCCGUGAUGGUAUCCAGGCCGUCGAGGACCUGGCUGGUAUUGCCGUCGCCCGUGUCAACGAGCGUCUCCGCCCCGAAGUCAUGGCCAACAACACCCGUGUCGACCUGCUCGCCCGCCUCAUGGAAGGCAAGGAUGGCAACGGCGAAAAGCUCGGUCGCGCCGAACUUACCGCCGAAGCUUUGACCCAGCUGAUCGCCGGAUCCGAUACCACCUCCAACACCUCCUGCGCCAUCCUCUACUGGUGCAUGCGCACGCCCGGUGUGAUCGAGAAGCUCCACAAGGUCCUGGACGAAGCCAUCCCUCAAGACGUCGACGUCCCCACCCAUUCCAUGGUUAAAGACAUCCCCUACCUCCAAUGGGUCAUCUGGGAAACCAUGCGCAUCCACAGCACCUCCGCUAUGGGUCUCCCCCGUGAAAUCCCCGCCGGUAACCCCCCCGUCACCAUCUCCGGCCACACCUUCUACCCCGGCGACAUUGUCUCCGUGCCCAGCUACACCAUCCACCGCUCCACGGAGAUCUGGGGCCCCGAUGCCGAGCAAUUCGUCCCGGAGCGCUGGGACCCCGCUCGUCUCACCCCUCGUCAAAAGGCCGCUUUCAUUCCCUUCAGCACCGGCCCCAGAGCCUGUGUCGGUCGCAACGUGGCAGAGAUGGAACUCCUGGUUAUCUGCGGUACGGUGUUCCGUCUCUUUGAGUUUGAAAUGCAGCAGGAGGGUCCCAUGGAGACGAGAGAGGGUUUCUUGAGGAAGCCCCUCGGACUGCAGGUCGGUAUGAAGCGGAGACAGCCUGGUUCGGCUUGA